AUGCCGGUAUGUGUCCAGUGUGGAAAGCCUGUUCCCGCCACAGUGUCCACGUUCGGAUCUGGGCAUGUCGUACUUGCACGAUGCAUGCAUUGUGAGCGCAUUGUCGAUCCCUACCUGGAAUAUGGCCUAGCUGUGCUAGUGGUCGAUUUGAUUCUGGCCAAGCCGCGCGUCUAUCGCCAUAUUUUGUACAACGUAUCGACGCAUAGCUUCAUGCCAUCGCGGCCAUACGGACCUCCUAGCUCAGCGCCGAGUGUUGUGCCGCUCUACAUUCACACUCGCCGCUUUGUUGCCCUUGUGCUUAUGGAAGGCUACUUGGCGUGGUUCUCUUUAUGUGUGCGUCCAUGCGCUCAGCAAAACAUCCAACUGUGGCCGUCGAAUGCACAGAACAUGUCACAAUACUUGCUCAGCUCAGCUUCUUAUGGGGCGAUACGCGUGUGCUUCUACACGCUCCUUCAUAUGCUCAGCCUGCACGUCUCGCUUGUCGUGGGGUGCACGGCCGUUCAGUGGGCUUGGCGUGCCCAUUCCAAGUCUACUAUGUACUGGGACAUGUACGCGCUGCAUUUACCCUCCGUCGCCAUGCUCUAUGCAAGUCUCAGCACCGUGUUUCUUCUGGCACUCCGUGUUGUAUGGGCACCCAAGGCACCUUCUCACACAUACCCCACCGCGUCCACUACGAUGAUGCCUACCUAUAUUUGGCAAAAUCUGUCAGCGUACCUGCCACAGGCCGGGCAUGAUGGUAUGACUGAAUGGACGAUCCGCAACAUGAUGGGCGGUAUGAGUGCCGGUGUCGCGCUAGCGGCUGUCUUGCCGAUGAAACCCACAGCCGGCGCCCUGGUCGUCCUACUCAGUUUUGGCAUCCAAUCACUCGUCAGAGAACGGCUGCACAUGCCAUGGGAUACAUCGCCCUUGGCCAAGGAGACCUUAUCCCAUUUUUGCAAAGCUUCGUAG
Messenger RNA from Malassezia restricta, 948 nucleotides. RefSeq names its product lipid intermediate transporter. Lineage: Eukaryota; Fungi; Basidiomycota; Malasseziomycetes; Malasseziales; Malasseziaceae. Gene Ontology annotation, cellular component: cortical endoplasmic reticulum; Golgi apparatus. The transcript has a single exon. The coding region runs from base 1 to 948 and encodes 315 amino acids. The record is from RefSeq and is a predicted model, not a curated record. Gene Ontology annotation, biological process: sphingolipid metabolic process; regulation of plasma membrane sterol distribution; sterol metabolic process.